AUGAAUGAUCUUGAAGAUGAGUUGAUAUCAUUUUCUGUCCUUAUUACGAAUAAAACUACAUCAAGUUUUCAAGGAGAUUUCACCUUGAAAAACCUCAAGAAUAUUUGUUGAUUUUUCUUCCUUCUAACAAAAGACAUAACUGAAUAUUUUCAUGUUUACCAUAGUAUUGCAAAUAUCGCAAUAAAUAUUCAUUAUAGACAACAAAAUUUUAAAUAUUGGCAUUAUCAGAAAACUUUCUAUAUAAAUAUGUACAUUACUCGAGUAGUUGUUCUACUCGAAAGUAAAAUACAUUGCUUUUUCUUUGAAAAAUAAGAGAUAGGUACACAUAAUAUUUUUUAAAUUUCAACCGGCAUAUUUCCGGUAUUUACUGGCACGCUUUCAGCGCUGAUACGCUGUGAAAAAAAAAUAAAUAAUCAUUAAAAAUUCUAAAUGAUUAAUUUUAUUUUAAGUUAUUAAGACAUCCUAAUGAACUGGUGUUUUUGUUUUUUUUAUUCUUUAAAAAGAAUCGUGCUAUAAAUAAAUAAUUUUUGUAUGUCAAUGAAUUAUACAUACGAAUUGAAUAUAUAUACUCUACACUCUACGAAGAAGAUCACUUAUUUCUUUUUCUAUCAUUCUUCUUCUUUUUAAUAUUAUAUAACCAAUAAAAUAAUAAUAAUUAGACGAGUUGAUAUCAUUAACAUUUCUUUUCUAAAUGUCUUUGUUUCACAUAUAAAGAUAAAGGGUCAAUCGAAUUGACUUAAUUCAAGAUGAAUUAAUCAAUAUAAUUAUCGUUGUUACAUAGAAACACCAAUAUUAAAUUAAUGUGCUUGAUCCAUAAAUCGAUAAUCAAUUUCAUUUUUCAUAUUAUUUCAUCGUCUAUAUUGUUCAUAAACUGCCUAUGGUAAAGUAUAUAAUAAUAUCCUGUCUAUCACUUGCUCUAUCAUUUGAUAUAUUCUUUAUACAUAACAAACUGAAUUACCGAACGACUAUAUUACCAUCUUUUAUUCUUGUCAAUUAAACAAAUGGAUACAUGUACACAUUUAGAAGAUUUAUCAAAUGAAAUUUUCAUCGAAAUAUUUGAUUAUUUACAUGCACUUGGGAUAUUUACUAGUUUUUAUUCAUUAAAUAAACGAAUUUUGUCUCUUCUACAAUCAAUUCCACUUCAUAUUGUCAUCUGAAAUAGUGAUUAUGAUCGAGAAAUUGAUUUUCUUUCUCAUCAUCUUAUUUUUCAUGCUCAUCAAGUCAUAUUACUAAAAUGUUAUGAUACAAUUCGUAAUCGUUCAUCUAUUAUUAGUCUACUAUUUAAUCAACAACAUUUUGUUAAUCUUCAUUCAUGUAUAUUUAUAUUGGAUAAUAUAUCAUCUGAACUUGAAAAUCUUAUUAAACAAAUUGAAAGUUUAAAUAGACUUUUUUCAUUUUUUAUUAUUCAAUCAGAUUUUAACAAAAAUUAAUGAGAAAGACAAAUAUGAUAUAACUCGAACUAUAUUGAUGAAUAAAUCAUUUUCUCUUUGUUCAGUUAAGCUUCAUUAUGAUUAUUAUUACUUGGAUAUAUCAACUUAUACUUCAAUUGCUUCGAAUCUUAUAUCAUUUGAAUUGUUAAUAUCUGGUUCACCAAAUAAAGUAUAAAUUUAUUCAAUUUUGACAAUUCUUCGUGUUUGUCAUAGAAUACAAUAUCUACAUGCCAUAAUAAAACAUGAAAUUCUAUCUCAAAAUAAUAAUGUAAAUAUUUCAAUUCAAGAACCAUUUAUUAAUGAAAAUAAUCUUCCUAUAUCACCACAAUCGAUAUCUUUGGACUUAUCAAUUUUUGCUAUAUUUGAUAUUCGUUCAAUCACUUAUAUCUUACGUUGUAUGCCUAAUCUUAUUCGUUUUAAGUUUCUUCAUGGAACACGAACAAUAGCUCAGUCAUUUGCUCAUGAUUUGAUCAAUGAAUUUAUUGAUAAUCAAUCUCUUUUUUCAAUUUUUAAACAAAUUAAAAUACUUAAAUCAAUAACAGAAAAUUGUUAUGUACCUUCAGAUUUUUCAUUAAAAUUUGUUCAACGUUUUCCAUCACUUACUGAUAUUGAACUUCAAGUAUAUUCAUUCGAUGAUUGUAUAUAUGCUAUUGAUAUAUUACUUAGUCAUCUAAAAAAUUUGUCUUAUCUUAAAAUUUAUUAUAUUGAAGUUUCAUUACUCGAUCAUUCUUUUUCACUUAAUUAUAUUAUUAAUAAACGUCGUCAAGCAUUUGGUUUUAAUAUUAUUGAUGAACAUAAGAUUACAAUUAACAGGAAUAAAGAAUCUGUAGAAAUUAGAUUAUCAUAA
Molecule: messenger RNA, 2277 nt
Organism: Rotaria sp. Silwood1
Lineage: Eukaryota; Metazoa; Rotifera; Eurotatoria; Philodinida; Philodinidae
Source: the annotation of a GenBank genome assembly